UGGGGGGCUUCCUCCGCACCCCGGCACUGUGGCCCUCGCCCUAGCUGCAUCCUGCAUUCCAGCCCGACGGACCACCCGCCAUGAAGUCACCUGCCUACCGCUGCGACAACGCCACCUGGGUGGAGAAGGGCUACUCGGCGAUGGCGGGCGGGGUGCUGUUCAGCACGGGGCUCCUGGGCAACCUGCUGGCUUUGGGGUUGCUGGCACGCUCGGGGCUGGGGUCCUGCCGGCCGCGCCCGCCGCGCUCGGUCUUCUACGUGCUGGUGUGCGGCCUGACGAUCACCGACCUGCUGGGCAAGUGUCUCCUGAGCCCCGUGGUGCUGACCGCCUACGCGCAAAACCAGACCCUGUCCCGGCUGGCACCGACACCCAGCAAGUGGCUGUGCCAAGCCUUCGCCUUCCUCAUGUCCUUCUUCGGGCUCGCCUCGACGCUGCAGCUCCUGGCCAUGGCGCUGGAGUGCUGGCUUUCCCUGGGACACCCCUUCUUCUACCAACGGCACAUCACCCCGCGCCGGGGCGUGCUCGUGGCGCCCAUCCUGGGCGCCUUCUGCUUGCUCUUCUGCUCGCUUCCCUUCGCGGGCUUCGGGAAGUUUGUGCAAUACUGCCCGGGGACUUGGUGCUUCAUCCGGAUGAUCCACGAGGAGGGCUCGCUGUCCGUGCUGGGCUACUCGGUGCUCUACUCCAGCCUCAUGGCGCUGCUGGUCCUCGCGAUCGUGCUGUGCAAUCUGGGAGCCAUGCACAACCUCUACACCAUGCACCGGCGUCUGCAGCGGCCUGCGCGCCCUUGCUCCCGGGAUCGAGCUGAGCCCGCGGGCGGCGGCCGGACGGUGUCCCCGCACCCCCUGGAGGAGCUCGAUCACCUGCUGCUGCUGGCGCUCAUGACCGUGCUCUUCACCAUGUGCUCCUUGCCUUUAAUUUAUCACGCUUACUACAGAGCAUUUAAUGCUCUCAGCCAAGCCCCAGAAGAGCUGGAUGAUCUUCUAGCCUUGAGGUUUCUGUCUGUGAUUUCAAUCGUGGAUCCUUGGAUCUUCAUCAUCUUUAGAACUCCAGUAUUCCGUAUGUUCUUCCGCAAGAUUUUCAUAAGGCCUCUUAUGUAUAGAAACUGGUACAGCCACUCCUCCCAAACAGAAUCCAAUUUGUGACAGAGUUUUACUUUCUCUGGGAAGCUGAAGGAUAUAUUCCAUUUUCAGGAAAACAAACAAGCAUUUUAAAAAUGAAAAAGUUCUUAAAAGUUAUCUCCCAUAACAAGAGCAUCCAAAUGUAUUUUCAAAAGUGUUUAAUAUAUCUUAACCAUGUGUUGUCACGCUGUAUUUCCGAACCAUUUUAGUGCAUUUUUUUUUGUUUGUGGAAUUGACAAUAACUAAAAAUGCCUUUGUGGCAAAUAAGCUUAAGUCUCACAGGAAUGCUAUGAAUUUCCCCAACUUUAGUGUCCCCCACUUUUCAGAGUGGCCUUGAGGCCUACAAGGUUUUAUUUAAACUUAGCAGAAAUACCGCUGUUUACAAUAAUGGCAUGGUAAUCUUUAAAAUGCAUAAUAAUAUCUUACCCUAUUUAUUUCCAGUAAAAUCAGACCUUUGUAUAUCCUAAUUGUCCCUGUUAUAUUCAUUACCAAUUGGCCUAAGUCUAGCCUAGAUAAUUCCCAGAGAAGUAAAAUGAGGACCCAGACAGUGUCCCCAGCAACUGCCUGGGGUGCUGCCUUGUGAGAUUUAUUUUUGUGUAUCUAAAAGUACAGAAGGGUUGAGAUAUCACUGAAGUCCACAACUCAGGAAAGAAAAGAAGUGAUUAUCCUUUGAAGUCCAGCCUCUGGUGUACUGAAGCAGAGGUAUCAAUAGGAAUCAAUAUUUGGGAGUGGACCCCAAAAGUACUUCCAAUUAUUGGAACCCCCACCUCAUAGACUUUUAUCAUAUUGAUAGAUUGAUUGUUGGGCAUGUUGGGAGAACAGGACUUGUGACUUACAAGAGAAUUGUGUUGACUAAGUUUACCUGUGGAAUAGCACUUAGCCCAGCGGGAGGCCCUCCAAGGACUCAGGGUCGGGUAGAGCGUGACAAUGGCUCAAUACCUACCUUUGAGGCCCUCUACAGACACAUGCCAAUACCACUAUGGCUCCAGCGAUCUGUGCCUUCAAAUCAGAAGCAGGAUGUAGCUCAAAUGGAGCACAGUCAAGCACUUUACUGGUACACUGAAAAGUUUACAAGGUGGACAACACUACACCCAGGAAGAGAACCAUGGAGGAACGUGGCUGUGACGGAAGAGGCGGCCCCAGUCCAGCUUCCGGCAGGAGCUCUCUCUCACCUUUGGUGAGAGAACAGCUGUGGGACAUUUGUUCCCCACAACACCUGGACUCUGAGCAGGAGAGCUAUGGCAUUCCA
This is a messenger RNA of Dipodomys ordii (Ord's kangaroo rat), 2367 nucleotides long. It is a transcript of the gene Ptgdr, whose product is annotated as prostaglandin D2 receptor (DP). Gene Ontology annotation, cellular component: plasma membrane. The transcript is spliced from 2 exons. Lineage: Eukaryota; Metazoa; Chordata; Mammalia; Rodentia; Heteromyidae. Gene Ontology annotation, biological process: positive regulation of cytosolic calcium ion concentration; inflammatory response; G protein-coupled receptor signaling pathway. Gene Ontology annotation, molecular function: prostaglandin D receptor activity. The coding region runs from base 81 to 1142 and encodes 353 amino acids. The record is from RefSeq and is a predicted model, not a curated record.